GGCGAUAUCAGUCGCCAUUCGGCCACCAAGUGAAGAGGAUCAUUUAUUUACAUACUCGUACAAGUAAUCGGUGCGCAACUUAUUCUCAAACAAAAUGAUGAAAUCGGCCAGUGUUCUAAUACUUUUUCUUUUUGCGUGGAUUAAUCUGUAUGCCUUGACUGCGGCGCGUACGUCCGACAUUUUAAAAGUGCAGCUACCGCAUGGGGGCGUACUGGUCGGGCGCCAUUUGACCUCUCAUAAAGGUCGUCAUAUACGAGCUUUUAUGGGUGUGCCUUUUGCACUGCCACCCGUUGGAGAUUUGCGUUUUAAGCCGCCUGUGCCAUAUGGCGCUUGGUCGGGAGAACGACUGGCUAUACAAGAUUCAGAACUAUGCAUGCAUCGUGAUCCUUUCAGACGACAAUCGGAAAUCGUCGGCAGUGAGGACUGUCUCUACCUAAAUGUGUACGCUCCAGAGGAACCCAAAAUUUCGACACCUCUGCCGGUUAUGGUGCAUAUACAUGGCGGUGGCUUUGUAAGUGGCUCUGGCGUAAGCAGCUUCUAUCCGCCAAAUUAUUUGCUCGAUCAUGAUAUCAUACUCGUUUCGGGCAAUUAUCGUUUGGGUCCACUCGGUUUCCUUAGCACUGAAACUAUAGAUUGUCCUGGUAAUUUCGGACUGAAAGAUCAGGUGGAAGUUUUGCGUUGGGUACAGAAAAAUAUUGCCGCAUUCGGCGGAGAUCCAAAAAGUGUGACAAUUUUCGGUAAUAGCGCAGGUGGUGCUAGCGUAACAUAUCAAUUGUACUCAGACUUAACGAAAGGUCUAUUCCACAGAGCUAUCGUUCAAUCGGGUACCUAUUUCAAUCCAUGGGCACAGCCAGAGCACAAGGGUGUUGCCGCAAAGCGUGCUCGAGAGGCGGCGCAAAUGGUUGGCUGUAAUCCAGCGGAGAAAUGGCAAAAAAUACUGCGCUGUCUACGCACCAAGAAAGCUAGCGAUAUUGUCGCUACGCUUUAUGAAUUUUUUGAAUUCCAAUUCGAUCCUAUGGUGCCAUUUCAACCGGUCGUGGAGCCAACACAUAAGGGCGCCUUCCUCACCGUUUUACCGCGCGAUGGCGUGGUACCACAUGGUUUUUCCUUACCACUCAUGAUUGGCGCCACCUCCGAGGAGGGUUUGCUUAAAACUGCGCCGUUACUCAAUCUGCCUGGCCUCUUGGAAGAAUAUAAGCAACAAUUUCAUACAGUUCUACCAAUCGAACUGCAAUACGAUCAUCAUCGGCCAGAAGUGCGUGAUGAGAUUACGCGAAAGAUUGAAGAGCUCUACUUGAAGGAAGGCCAUAACUAUGGCAAACGCAAUCAUCAAAACCUUACCAACCUCCACUCGGACGGUUGGUUUUUAGCUGGUAUUGAUGAGUAUAUCCGCCAGCGAGUGGAGGCUCAGAGCUCCUUAGAUUUGCCACCUUUCUACGUAUAUCUCUUUGAACAUCGCGGUCCAGCGAGUUUGACGGAAAUUAUAAAUGGUGGAAGCGAAGAUUAUUAUGGUGUCUGCCACGCUGAUGAAUUGCAAUAUCUCUUUCCGCUGGGACUCAAACUAUUCAUAACCGCUUCGCCAACUGCAAAUGACUUACAAUUGCGUGAGGCUAUACUUCAAAUGUGGGUGAAUUUUGCCACAGAAAGCAAUCCUACGCCUGCGCAAUCUGCUCUUCCUCAUUGGGAGCCCGUGACUGGAUAUCCCGUGAAUUAUGCCCAUUUGGGACACAAAAUACCGGAAGAGUUUACUAUACUACAAAUGGAACGUGGUAUCUAUAGGAAUCGCAUGGACUUCUGGCGCCAACUUAAAGCCCAUAUUCCGGCAGAGCAGCGUGAAACAAAAUUGAGAGACGAGCUAUAAGCGAUGGAUAAGCAAGUUUUACUUAAUGCCUUCACGUUUGUUAGGUAUAUCUUUGUAAAAAAUUUUCUGUAGCAAUGCUGAAAACAAU
Molecule: messenger RNA, 1949 nt
Organism: Rhagoletis zephyria (snowberry fruit fly)
Lineage: Eukaryota; Metazoa; Arthropoda; Insecta; Diptera; Tephritidae
Product: venom carboxylesterase-6-like
Source: RefSeq, a predicted model, not a curated record